AUGGCUGCUGCAACUGCAAACACCUCCAAGAACUCCAUCCUCUGCCAUGCGUGUACGGAGGAUGUAAAGGACGAAUAUGUUUCCUGCCAGGGUUUCUGCAAUGCGGUGUUCCAUUUGCAUUGCAGUAGUGCCAAACCAGAGCUGUUGAAGGAAAUUGCGUCGCACCGCCAAAUCUUUUGGCUCUGCCGAUCUUGCUCCAGCCUUAUGGUGGACCUGCGGCAUCGACGUUCAGUUCAAAGCGCGUAUGAAGCAGGCCAGGAAUUAUCUCUCAGCCACCAUAAUCGCAUCGUCGAGCAGCUCAAAUCGGAACUCCUAUCCGAGUUGAAAACCGAGUUAAGUGCGAACUUUGCGAAGCUCAUUGCGUCGAACUCGUUGACUCCUAAGUCAGCAAGUCACGGUGCUGGUGGGUUUCGCGGUUCCGGAAGCCGCCGACUUUUCAACAAUCCUGCACCGCCUCUAAGGCCGCAUCCCAUGCCGCCGCAACAUAACACCGGUAAACCCAAGGAAACUGCCGAUGUUGUGGAAGGAGUAGUCGCUGAAGGGUAUGGGACAGCCACUGAAGAGGAAGUUCCUCGUUUCUGGCUUUACCUCUCCCGUGUUUCGCGGAAUGUCACUGAAGCGCAAAUCGCGAAGCUUGCCGUCGAUCGCCUAGGAGUCGUAGACGUCAAAGUCAAGAGGCUGGUCGCCAAAGGCAAAGACGUCAGCAGAAUGAGAUUUAUCUCGUUCAAAGUUGGUGUGCAUGUCAACCUGAAGCACAAAGCCCUCGCUUCUGCGACGUGGCCUGACGGUCUCGUGUUCCGCGAAUUUGAAGAACGCAACGCAGAAAUUUUUUGGGAGCCUUCAAGUGCUGUCGUGAACACUCAGGAAAAUCCACCACUCCCCCCGUCCCAACCCUUAACGACGCCGACGACGCCGAGUUUGCCGCCAGAGUCUGCACCGCAAUCGACUCCAAAGAUACCGGAGCAUGUUUUGGAGUUGACUGGAGGUCUGGGCGGUUCACCCAUGGAUCAUCAGACAGAAUAA
Messenger RNA from Culex pipiens pallens (northern house mosquito), 1023 nucleotides. RefSeq lists its product as uncharacterized. Lineage: Eukaryota; Metazoa; Arthropoda; Insecta; Diptera; Culicidae. The record is from RefSeq and is a predicted model, not a curated record. The transcript has a single exon. Bases 1 to 1023 code for a protein of 340 amino acids.